This is a messenger RNA of Nycticebus coucang (slow loris), 1677 nucleotides long. RefSeq names its product Fas ligand (gene FASLG). Gene Ontology annotation, biological process: extrinsic apoptotic signaling pathway via death domain receptors; positive regulation of canonical NF-kappaB signal transduction; apoptotic process. NCBI's taxonomy places the organism in Eukaryota, Metazoa, Chordata, Mammalia, Primates, Lorisidae. The record is from RefSeq and is a predicted model, not a curated record. Gene Ontology annotation, cellular component: membrane. Bases 62 to 886 code for a protein of 274 amino acids. Gene Ontology annotation, molecular function: tumor necrosis factor receptor binding. The transcript is spliced from 4 exons.
ACUUGGGCCUCCACAGCACCGAGAAGUAAAACCACCUGCUGGGGCCGCCCGGGUCACGGCCAUGCAGCAGCCUUUCAAUUACCCGUAUCCCCAGAUCUACUGGGUGGACAGCAGUGCCAGUUCUCCCUGGGACCCUCCAGGCUCAGCCCUCCCCUGUCCGACCUCUGUGCCCGCAAGGCCUGGUCAAAGGAGACCACCGCCACCGCCUCCACCGCUGCCACCACCGCUGCCCCCACUGCCCCUGCCACCCCGGAAGAAGAGGAGGGACCAGAGCACAGGCCGGUGUCUCCUCGUGGUGUUUUUCAUGGUUCUGGUGGCCCUGGUUGGAUUGGGGAUGGGGAUGUUUCAGCUCUACCACCUGCAGAAGGAGCUGGCCCAACUCCGAGAGUCCACUGGACAAAGUCAUACAGCAUCAUCUCUGGAGAAGCAAAUAGGCAACCCCAGUCCACCUUCUGAUAAAAAGGAGCUGAAGAAAGUGGCCCAUUUAACAGGCAAGCCGAACUCAAAGUCCCUGCCUCUGGAAUGGGAAGACACCUAUGGAAUUGCCCUGAUCUCUGGAGUGAAGUAUAAAAAGGGUGCCCUUGUGAUCAAUGACACCGGGCUGUACUUUGUAUACUCCAAAGUGUACUUCCGGGGUCCAUCUUGCAACAACCAGCCCCUGAGCCACAAAGUCUACGUGAGGAACACUAAGUAUCCCCAGGACCUGGUGAUAAUGGAUGGGAAGGUCAUGGACUACUGUACUGCAGGGCAGAUGUGGGCCCGCAGCAGCUACCUGGGGGCUGUGUUCAAUCUCACCAGUGCCGAUCAUGUGUAUGUCAAUGUGUCUGAGAUCUCCCUGGUCAAUUUUGAGGAAUCUAGGACAUUUUUUGGCCUAUAUAAACUCUAAGAAGAGCAUUUAGGGAUUUUUUUUCCUAUUAUGAUUCCUUACUACAGGUGCUGAGAAUGUUGUCUUGAAUAAGGGUCUUUUUAAGCCCUCUUGAGAUCAAGUAAGAAGAUAUGCCUCGGGACCACAGGGUUCAGCAGGUCUGCAGCCCCUCAUGUAAGCUAAGGGCCAUGAGCCAGGCAGGAGGAGCAAGAUGACUGAUGAACAGAAAACUCUGGGCUGCUAUGACAAGAUGCAGAGGCGUGGAAAAGCAGCCACCAGGUGUCCACACUCAAGUGGCCAAGAGCAUUUUGGCACAUCAUAAAGAACACGUUUUAACUCACCUCUCAGGUGGGUCUACCUGCUACCUCAGGGGAGGCUGUCUUUUGGAUCCACCACUGUGACAUGAGUGUAUAAGGGAUGGAAAGGAGGUAGAGGCUCGCACAAUAAGCUAAUGAGACUGAAGGAGGCCAGCGCCUCACGGGCACUGUCUUCACUUCCAAAUAGAUAUGUAACCUGAGCCAUCACGAGAUGCUAGCAGAGAAGAAAAGGGAUCUUUCGGGGACUCAGUCCAUUUCCUACACAGCACAUGUAUUUCCAGUGCCAUUGUAGGAGAGAGAGAGUGUGUGUGUGUGUGUGUGUGUGCGUGUGCACGUGACUAAAGAAUCACAUAAGUAGAGAGAAUGUGGGUAUUGUGAAGUUCAUGUUUGGAAAGUAUGGAUUGCAUUUGGGGGUAGAUAUUGAAUGCUUCUUGGCAACCAACUCUAAUAGUCUUCAAACAUCUUUGUCAGCUACUGAUGCUGUUUUCAUAUAAU